Rhizophagus irregularis DAOM 181602=DAOM 197198 is the source of this 723-nucleotide messenger RNA. NCBI's taxonomy places the organism in Eukaryota, Fungi, Glomeromycota, Glomeromycetes, Glomerales, Glomeraceae. The record is from RefSeq and is a predicted model, not a curated record.
AUGUUAAUUAUCACAGGAACAACUACUAUCAUGACAAUUAGUGGAGUGGCCUUAUUAUAUAAUAUAUUACAACGUGAAUUGCUUUAUCCAUCUAAUUGGCCAAUGGGAUCUAGGAAAUUUGUAUCAAAACCAUCGGAAUAUGGAAUUCCUUAUUCGGAGAUUAAAUUAUUUACAAAAGAUAAUGUUCGUCUAAGAGCAUUUGUAUGUAAACAACCGAUAGAUCGAGAAGCUAAAAAACGACCUACUAUUAUAAUGUUUCAUGGUAACGGAGGAAAUAUGGGACAUCGAUUACCAAUAGCACGAAUUUUUUAUCUCGAGUUAAAUUAUAAUGUAAUUUUAUUAUCUUAUAGAGGAUAUGGCCGAAGUGAAGGAACACCAGCAGAAAAGGGGUUACGUAUAGACGCACAACAAAAGUUAAUUCCACAUUUAAUUCCAAAAUUUUCAUUUUUACGUUAUUUUUCAUUUUUAUGUUGGCAAAAUUGGCGUUCAGAGAAUUCUAUACAAAAAAUUAAAAUUAUACCAAUAUUAUUCUUAUCAGGAACAAAAGAUGAAAUUAUACCACAAGAACAUAUGAAAGGAUUAUUUGAAUUAACUAAAACUAGUGGUGGUAAAGAAUGGCUAGAAUUUUCAAACGGUAAUCACAAUAAUACAAAUUCUCAACCUGGUUAUUUUCAAUAUAUUAGGAAAUUUGUUAAACGAUAUAUUGAUUUAGAUGAAGCGUAA